UUCACAUAAUGAUGCAAAGUAAGCAGAGUUUGUUAAUCAGUUGAGCUAAUGAACUAUUGAAAUAAGAAAUCCAAUCAUUUUCUGUCUUUUAUGAGGUUUUAUAGUCAUCCACAUUGGACAGGGUGGGGAGGGACUUCAUGAAAUUAUUAUAGUUGGUUGAGGAGAGGAACCUUCUUCUUUUUAUUAUUAUUUAAUGCAUCUACCUGGUAUUUCAGGAGAACAGACCACCUCCGAGUCAUGUAUAAGUGUACUGUAAUGUAAAAUAUAAUUUGAUAUUUCUUUAUCAAACUGAGCUCUAUGUUAUCUAUCGAGUCUUCACUAGGCGGCGGUAACCCUCCGGUUGGUGGCAAACCCCCAUUCAAAAGAGAAGAAGAAAGUUGUCUUCUCGCGAGAUUUCACUUGAAAAUAACGCGGGACACUGUGAGCAAUGUAUCCGUUGAAUUACAGUGACAGCAUCCAGUCACUCGCAGGGUAACAAAUGUUUAACUAACUUGUAAUAAACAACCCUGUUUUCAGCUUUGCGCCGUUUUCUGUAAUACUUUCCGGAUCUGUAACAACGCAGUUCAUCACGGUAAACGCGAUUGUUUACCGUUGGCCAGCGUUUUUUUAGCUACCACCAGCUGACCCAACGUUAGCUCUGUUUAGCUAACUUUAGCUCCGUUUCCAAAUGGACCCCACGGAGGAUUUGUCUGCUCGCGUCCUGCUGCAACAUAUCCUCAGCACCGAGCCCACCAGGACGCCCAUCACCCGCAGUGCUUCCAAAGCAAGGACUACCACCGCGACCCCGAGCAGCGCCAGAAGGAGCAAGAAAGAUGCUCGUGGCCAAACCCCGCAGGACAUCCUGCGACGAAGCCUGAGGCACAAAUUACGCCAGAGUAUAACCAGACCCAGCGUCACAAAGGCGGCCUCGGCCUCCGUCGUGCACGGACGGCUGAGCACGCCGGCCCCGACCUCGUUGCUGCUCGAUGAUGGAGACACACCGAGGCACAUACUUAGGAACAUCCUGCGAACAGAGCCUGUGAAGUCUCCUGUGGUUCAUGGGAAAGAAGAGUCACCACCAUCUUCAGCAGACUUCAGCAUCACUGGGAAGCGCACGAGUAUUGAGCUGUCUGGGUUGGAUUUGCCUGAUAUAACUAUUGGUAUCGCUGCGAGUACCGCAAAAGGACUGGCCAGAAAAAGACCGCGUCGGAGUUUCAAUGUGACGGCUUUUGAAAAGCGUCUUAAAGAUGGAGAAGAUGUUGGGGAGGAAAAUGAACAAUCAAUAGGCGAUCAUUCAUCACUUGCGUCGUUGAGUUCCACUUCUUUGAGUCUAAAAACUCCCUUUGUGGAUCUCCGGACCGAGAGAAAAGGCCUCCAGAGAAGAGUUUCUAACCGUCGGAAGAUCACAGUGGAGGAAUUUGGGGCUGCUGUUCAUAAAAGGCAGACAGGAGGAGUAACAAGCUUUGUGCAGGAGGAGCAAGGUCUCAGUGAGACCGCCAACUCCGAAGGCUUCACUUUGGGGUUAAGCAAACUCGGCGAACCUGAUAUCACGACUGAUAUCCUCCACUGCAACACGGCCCUCUACCCCCAGCCGGAGUCCAUGACCUCCAGCUUUUCAAUCAUUGCAACCCAGGACAAACCCACCGUGAUGGCGUCUCAGCUUCAGCGUCUGAUCGAGCAGGAGGAACCGAUGGAGGCGGAGCGCAGCGAGCUGGGUGAAGAGAAACCAACCCACGCAUUCCCAUAUGAAGAGGGCGCUGAACCUGAGAACGAGGAGGAAGAAGAAGAUGGAGCAGGAUCACAAACCAGUGUAAGGAGUGAUGCCGACGAGUCUGAGGAAGAGGAGAUCAGAGUGGGAACUCACACCGAUGCGGAAGACUCUCCAACCGAAGAAGAAGUUGCAGUUGAAUCUCAAACCGAAGGAGAACAUGGUGGAGUUGAUUACCAGCAUGAAGAGGACGUUGACGCCAGGACUCAAUCCGAGGAGGAGGAGGCUGCUGCAGAGUUUCGAACCGAUGAUGAAGGUGCGGGUGACUCUCAAACGGAAGAAGAACAAGGUGGAGUUGAUUACCAGCAUGAAGAGGACAUUGACGCCAGGACUCAAUCCGAGGAGGAGGAGGAGGAGGAGGCUGCUGCAGAGCUUCGAACCAAUGAUGAAGGUGCGGGUGACUCUCAAACGGAAGAUGUUGCAGUUGAAUUUCUUAUCGGAGAGGAAGUUGUAUUUGAAUCUGUAAUCGGAGAGGAAGUUGUAGUUGAAUCUCAAACCGAAGAGGAAGAGGAAGGCGGUUCUCAAACUGAAGGUGAACUGGAUGGAGAAGAUUCCCAGAAUGAAGAGGAUGCUGCACCGGAUUCUCAAAGGGAGGAAGAAGAUGUAUUUGAAUCCCAAAUUGAAGAAGAGGGCGCUGUUGAUCCACGCUCCGUAGCGGAUGUUAUCGAACAUCAAAGCGAUCAAGAGGAUCCUGCUGCAGAUUCUGGAUCUGAAGACGAGCAUGACGGGAGGCCGGAGGAGGACGGUGCUGAGCCUGACUUGGAGCACGUGAGUCUGAGGGCUCAGCGCUCUGAGGGUGGAGCCAUCAUGCCUGUCAUAGUUGCCGGGGGAGAUUUGGCAGACGCCACAGAGGCAGGGUGUUCAGAGUCCAGAGCCUACGGUAGCAUGGAAAUGAACGACCAUGAGAGCGGUCAGCGGCAUAUGGGGGUCACUGAGGUCACCGAGGCCCAGCGACGGACUGGUGCUUUUUACUCAGAGGCCGAGUCCGAUGCUGAUGAAGAGAACUCGUUCGGUCUUCCCGAGGUGGCUCCUGAUGUUGAAGACGGAAGACACCCGAGUGUUGGUUCACCUGAAGUAGAUGCUGCCCAGGACUCACCUGAGCAGGUGGAAGAAUGGGAGGACGAAGAGGAUGAUGAAGACAGUGAUGAGAUCCCCAGCAAGACUCCUGCAUUCGUCAAACAGAAAAUAAACUUUCUUCAGCCCGAUCCUCUGGCCUCACCUCAAUUUAAGAAUAUUCAAGCAAGCAGCAGCACAGGCGAAGGUUUUCCUGCUCCUAAACCAAAGCGGGUGAGAAAGAGGGGGAAGGGGCCGGCUAAAAAGGAAACCGACCUUCCUAAGAGCUACCUGAUGGCCGUCUUCAAGCACUUUGCCAAAACAAAGGUCUCUACAGAUGUUUACCCCGUCCUUAAUGAAAUAAUGGAUAAAUACUUUGACCGGCUGGCGGAGGACUUGGAGACGUAUGCGGCUCAUGCAAAGAGAAAAACCAUAGAGGUCGAAGAUGCUGAACUUCUGUUGAAGAGGCAGGGUUAUGUGAGCGACAAGGUGCCGGUGGAAGUGCUCAUUGAGAAAUAUCUUCGUAUGGACCAGCGGAAACUUCUGAUCCCUAUAGCCACCAGUGGAAAUGUUGUUAUCCCUAAAAAGCGGAGAUGAAUAUGUUUAUAUAGAGCAAAACCAAUGUUGUGUUUUCAUCUUAUCACUUCUGCAUAUUAGUUGUGUAUUCUUUUGAUUUUGACAAAUAUCUCUAUCUAAUAUUUGGUUUUCUGUAAAUGUGUAAAUAUUUGUUGACAAAAGAAGUGUUUUUAAUGAUAUCUGUGUGGAGUCAAGUGUGACUAUAAUAUACCUGUACGUAAUGCAACCUUUGGCUCAUUUAUCCUUUUGUGUAGUCCUUCAAAUUAAUAAUAGAUUUCAAAUAAAGGUUUCUGAUUCCUAUUUUAUACAUAAGUUGACACUUUUUAACCGCAGUAUUCUUCCCGCGGAGCUGCUUUGUGAAAGUUUUAAGCUCCUAAUUGUAUCUAAGUCAUGAUAAUGCAGACGGACGUGAUGUUAGUUUUGCAGGCACGGUGGUGCAGUUAGGCCUGUCUCAGAGGUUUCCACCCACAAACAUCACUCCUGAGAAUUCCUUCUAAGCAAAGUAAUGUAACUGGAUAAACGGUUAACCCAAACCUUUUCACUUACGACCCACUUUGGAGGAAGAAAAAUGUU
This is a messenger RNA of Pungitius pungitius (ninespine stickleback), 3949 nucleotides long. It is a transcript of the gene cenpt, whose product is annotated as centromere protein T. The transcript has 13 exons. Gene Ontology annotation, biological process: kinetochore assembly; mitotic cell cycle; chromosome segregation. Gene Ontology annotation, molecular function: DNA binding; protein heterodimerization activity. The record is from RefSeq and is a predicted model, not a curated record. Gene Ontology annotation, cellular component: kinetochore. Lineage: Eukaryota; Metazoa; Chordata; Actinopteri; Perciformes; Gasterosteidae. Bases 668 to 3397 code for a protein of 909 amino acids.